This is a messenger RNA of Manduca sexta (tobacco hornworm), 1352 nucleotides long. RefSeq lists its product as uncharacterized. Bases 277 to 636 code for a protein of 119 amino acids. The record is from RefSeq and is a predicted model, not a curated record. The transcript has 3 exons. Lineage: Eukaryota; Metazoa; Arthropoda; Insecta; Lepidoptera; Sphingidae.
UUAUGGUAAAUAGUAAGCAAUUCGGCCGGCUAAUGCAGUGUGUGUGUUUUAUUUCGCGUGUUAUCGAUCACAAAGGAGUGCAUUUCAAACAAGCUUAUCAAAGUGUUUUACGAAGCGGGUGCUGCAAUAACAAAUUAUGGUCGACGAAUAAAUGUAUAAUUGUUUAAAGUUUUAAGCAUGGCAAAGUUCCUUAAAUCUAUUUUUUAACCCGGUUGAAAGAAGAAGGCGCCGCGACACGAUGGCGGGACGGAAGAUGACAAAGUUGAAGAGCCUCCCAUGGACGGGAGGAGGAAACUGUCCAUAUCCCGCUCUGGACGGAUGAAACAAGCCAAUAGGAAACGGCAUUCACUGUCUUUGGAUCUGUAUGGGGAGAACGGCCAAAAUACAUGUUCAACGGAAAAGCCGAAAGUAAUCCAAGACAAUGGCCCAACUAGUGCGCCAGCUGACAUUGAAGGCGACAGACAAAACCGGAGACGAAGCGCCGAUGAUUACAAUGAACCAAAAGUUAUUCACAGCAAGACUGUAGAUGUAGUCGCUAACUCCGGAAGCCAAAGUAAACACAGAAGGCUUAGCGUCGAGCCCAAGUCGCCUGAAGAAGAAAUCGACAGUGCUUUUGAGAUAAUAGAUAAAUCGUAGCUUGGCAAGAUCAUAAUCUUAGGAAUUGUAUUCUUAGCUGAGGUAUCGAAAAGUUUAGGUUAUAAUGCGGAUUUGCAACUAUACUUACAUUUCAACAAAUGGUAGGUACUUAUCACUAGUAUAGUAGUAUUUCGCGAAAUUUCGUGCAGUUACGAACAAAUCGUGAUUCUCGUAACUUGGACGUAAUUUGAUUUAUUUUCGGUUUCAUAAAGGAUUUGAUGGCGCUUAUCCUAGCAAAACGGCGCGCUAAACAUUUUUAGGAAGCAAUAUAUUCGAAAUUUACAAUUCAUAAUUAGAAAAAAAAUUAAACAUCAUAUUUCUGCUAUUUAUGAUAACAUAUUUAUUAUGUUUACUUUACUUGUUAAAUGUCUUUUUAUAUUAUUGUUAUUGUUUCGUUAAUUUCAUGAUGAAAAUCUUACUAAAACUGUUGAUUGUGUACGUCUAUCUCCUAUAUAAUUUUAAUUUGUAAUGAAUACUAUUAUUUACUUACACAAUUUAAUAAGGAAAACUUUCGUAGUUUAAAUCUUACAAAAAAACGUAAAAGUGUUUUUUACGGAGACUAUUCGUAAAUCUUUGUUUAUUCCGGCCCGUAACUCUGUGUCGUUAAAUGUGGUAAUAAUUGUUCAAGGCCAUUUGCUUAGGGAGACGCCUUAAUAUGUUGAUAAGAAUCAGUGAUUAGAUUUACUUUAAUAAGAUUAAAGGUGAAUAUGAGGCUC